UGAAACUGUUGAAGAAUGGCUAUACUUUUUUAUUUAUCAAGAGGGAUACGUUUGGCUUUAGCUCAGAAUAGAAUAUUAGCCUCAGGGGAAUUAUUACAAAGCUUUAAGCUUUAUCGCUACCGCGUCGUCGUCUCCGGCCUCGUGCUGUCAAAUCAGCUGGCCGUGUGUCCAUUUACGACGUUAGCCUAUCGGCCUGUCUAUUUGUGUCAGAGGUUUUCGCAGAUACGUGGAUUUGUGACAGGUAGAUCAGAAACUAAAGCGAGAAGCGAAUUCGAACAGCAAGGAAAAGAAGAGUUGAAUUGCAAAAUGCUACCUGUCAAACCUUUUGAACGUCUGCCUAAGACCGUUGUACCCGUUCACUAUGACAUCACUAUUAAGCCUGAUUUGGUCAAACUCGUCUUCGAAGGGCAUGAGAGUGUCACGCUGAAAGUUGUUGAGCCGGUGGAUCAAAUUAUUUUGAACUCUCUGGAACUGGAGCUCGAAAAUAUUAGAAUUGCCGACGAAUCUGGUCAGGAGACUAAUAUUAGCAAUAUUGUGCUUGAUGUAGAAAAUGAAAAGGUGACAUUCAAGCUUGAUUCCAUGCUGCAGCCCGGGCAGUACUAUUUGAAGUUGGCGUUCAAGGGAGCCAUCAUUGACAAGCUAAAAGGUUUCUAUUGCAGCAAAUAUGUCAGUGCUGAUGGAGAAGAACGGUACAGUGGUGUGACUCAAUUUGAGCCCACAGAUGCCAGGCGUGCUUUCCCUUGCUGGGAUGAACCAGCUGUUAAAGCUACUUUUGAUAUUACUUUGGUGGUGCCCAAGGAUCGUGUGGCUCUAUGCAACAUGCCAGUGGUGUCCGAGUUGCCUUACGAAGCUGAUCCUAACCUGCACGUCGUCAAGUUUGAUCGCACACCGAUCAUGUCGACUUAUCUUGUUGCCUUCGUUGUCGGUGAAUUCGACUAUGUCGAAGAGCGCUCUACUGACGGCGUUUUGGUGCGAGUGUAUACUCCGGUGGGAAAGAAGGAACAGGGCCGCUUCGGACUUUAUGUUGCCGCCAAGGUCUUGCCGUACUACAAGGAAUACUUUGGGGUCGAAUAUCCCUUACCAAAAAUGGAUCUCGUUGCCGUUGCUGAUUUCGCCGCCGGUGCCAUGGAGAAUUGGGGUUUGGUGACUUAUCGAGAGACUUGCCUCUUGGUUGAUGAUCAAAACACGUCAACACAACGCCGUCAAUGGGUUGCGAUUGUCGUCGGUCACGAACUCGCCCAUCAGUGGUUCGGCAAUCUUGUCACCAUGGAAUGGUGGACUCAUUUGUGGUUGAACGAAGGUUACGCCACAUUCGUCGAAUCCCUUUGCGUCGACCAUCUCUUCCCCGAGUUCAAAAUUUGGACGCAAUUUGUCACCGAUACUUCCACUCCGGCCUUGGAUCUCGACAGUUUGAAGAACUCCCACCCCAUCGAAGUGCCUAUCGGUCAUCCAGAUGAAAUCGACGAGAUCUUUGACGAUAUUUCAUACCACAAGGGAGCGGCCAUCAUUCGCAUGUUGCACAACUACAUCGGAGAUGACGAUUUCCGACGUGGAAUGAAGCUGUACCUUACCCGGCACAAGUACGGCAACACUUUUACCGAGGAUUUGUGGGCAGCUUUGAGCGAGGCCAGCAGUAAGCCAGUUGGGAGCAUUAUGUCUGGCUGGACGAAGCAAAUGGGCUUCCCAGUUAUCCGGGUAACAGCUCGACAGGAGGGCGACGAUAAGCGAAUCUUGCAGUUGAGUCAACAGCGAUUCUUGGCUGACGGAACCAAAGACGAAAACAACACCAUGUGGAUGGUGCCGAUCGAAAUCGCCACGUCCCGCUCGCCCACCACGCCCAGCAAAUCGUUCGUGUUGGAAGGAGAAACAGCUGAAGUUGUCCUAGAUGAUAUUCGUCCUGAUGAUUGUUUUCAGAUGAAUCCAGGACAAGUUGGCUUCUAUCGUACCUGCUACGAACCUGACCUACUCAAACAGCUGGUGUCUGCUAUCGACCAUCAGACUCUACCACCUCUGGAUCGUCUUGGCCUCUUGGACGAUCUGUUUGCUUUGGUUCAGGCCGGUCAUUCUUCCACUGUGGAAGCGUUGACAUUGCUAGAGGCUUUUGCUAACGAGGAUCAGUACACUGUAUGGAACCGCGUCUGCAGUGCCUUGAGCAAGUUGUCGCACCUGUUGGCCUACACCGAACACCACGAACUGUUGAAAAGUUUUGGUCGUCGAUUGCUGGGCGGGAUGACCCGCAAACUUGGCUGGGAAUCGAAGCCGGACGAAGAGCACUUGACCAAGCUCUUGCGUAGUUUGCUUUUGGGCAGGAUGGCCAUGUUUGACGAUCCGGAAGUGAUCGCCGAGGCCGAGCGUCGUUUCGACCUACACAUCAAGGGCCAAGAACAAGUUCCGGCCGAUUUCCGCUCGACCGUCUACAAAGCCGUGUUGCGGACAGGCAGCCGAUCCAAAUACGAUGAUCUUUUGCGUAUUUAUCGCGAAGCAACGCUGCACGAAGAAAAGGAUCGCAUCGCCAGCGCUUUGGGCACCAUCAAGAACGAAGAAAUCCUUAAAGAGGUCCUGGCGUUUGCCAUGUCGAACGAAGUGCGAUCGCAAGACACUGUCUUCGUCAUCUCGUCGGUUGCAUCCAGCAAACUCGGUCGCGAAUUGGCCUGGAAUUACUUUAAAGACAACUGGGAUCUCUUCAACGAGCGCUUUAAGGGGGCAUUCCUCUUGGUCCGGCUGGUUAAAUCUCUAACGGAGAAUUUCGCUUCGGAAGAGAAGGCCAUUGAAAUCGACAACUUUUUCAAGGAGCAUCAUUGUGUCGGAACUGAGCGUACUGUCCAGCAGAGCGUUGAAUCAGUACGCCUGAACGCAGCUUGGCUUGGCCGCGAUGCCGAAGCCGUUGGCAUUUACUUGACGAGCAAAACCAAUGCUGCUGUAUCGCAAUAGAUAUUGAAUAGGAUGAAAACAAUUCCGUUUUCCGGUGUAUUUGCCUCCCGCCCCCCUCCUUUGUGUUUAUCAUUGGAGCAAACAACAACAACAAAAAAAAAAGAGAACUACAACCAGUCAACCCGUUGAUUAUUGAUCCUCUCGCUUUUUCUUAUUUUCUCGAAUUGGUUUCAGUUAUUAUUUUUGUUGUCAUUGAAAUUUCUUUUUGUAUUUUCAUUCACACAGCUGGAGAUGGGCCGUGAUUUUUUGUUAUUGCGGUUCAUCUCCAUCCCUCAUCAAAGUGAAAGAAAAACGACAAAAACAAACCAAUGCUCGAAAAUACAAUUUAGUUUUUCUUUUUU
Molecule: messenger RNA, 3272 nt
Organism: Daphnia carinata
Lineage: Eukaryota; Metazoa; Arthropoda; Branchiopoda; Diplostraca; Daphniidae
Gene: Psa
Product: puromycin-sensitive aminopeptidase-like
Exons: 10
Coding region: 16-2931 (971 amino acids)
Biological process (GO): proteolysis; peptide catabolic process
Cellular component (GO): cytoplasm
Molecular function (GO): peptide binding; zinc ion binding; metalloaminopeptidase activity
Source: RefSeq, a predicted model, not a curated record